Molecule: messenger RNA, 1128 nt
Organism: Pieris macdunnoughi
Lineage: Eukaryota; Metazoa; Arthropoda; Insecta; Lepidoptera; Pieridae
Source: the annotation of a GenBank genome assembly
AUGGCCUACAUAGUAGACUUAAGAUCGGAUUGCGUAACAAAACCAACUAAAUCAAUGAAGCAUGCAAUGGUUAAUUCAGCAUUGGGAGAUGAUGUAUUUGGCGAAGAUCCAACUGUAAACAUGUUGGAGAGUAAAGUAGCAACUCUUUUAGGAAAACAGGCUGCUUUGUAUGUGCCCAGUGGGACUAUGUCUAACCUACUUGCUGUAAUGGUGCACUGCAAAAAGCGAGGCUCAGAGGCUAUUGUAGGAAAUCUCUCUCACAUUUACAAAUAUGAACAAGGAGGUGCAGCCCAUUUAGCUGGUGUUCUGCUCAGUACAAUACAAAACAAACCAGACGGUACCUUUGACCUAUGUGAGCUUGAAAAGAAAUUUCGUGGUGAUGACAUCCACGAACCAAUCACGUCAUUGGUUGCGAUUGAAAAUACACAUAAUAGCUGUGGUGGAAAGGUGCUUCCCUUAGAAUGGGUCGACAAGUUAUCAGAAAUAUGCAAGAAACAUUCUAUCCCGUUGCACAUGGAUGGAGCGAGAAUGAUGAAUGCCAGUAUAGCAUUAAAGGAACCACCUUCGAGGCUGGUUCAGGGGUGUGACAGCAUCUCCAUCUGCUUCAGCAAAGGUCUCUCUGCUCCGGUUGGGUCAUGCCUAGUCGGUUCUUAUCAUUUUAUUGAACAAGCUCGCCGCCUCCGCAAGAUGCUUGGGGGAGGAAUGCGGCAAGCGGGAGUUAUAGCUGCAGCGGCGGUGGUCGCUUUGGACGAAGUCAUGCCGCUCUUGGAGUUCGACCACAAGCGAGCGCAGAUAUUGGCUAAGACUAUUCACGGCCUGCAGCUGAAGAACUUCUUAAUAGAUGUGUCAGGAGUCCAUACUAACAUUGUCAUGGUGAAUAUAUCUAAAGAUAUUCCGCUUCAGGCUGAACAACUGGUGCAAAGAUUGCAGCAGGUCUCCUUGGAUGAGACGCAGGGCGACUGCAAAACUUCGAACGACGAAGGCGUUAUUGUAAAAGCUGUGAGUUUUUCCGAUAAAAUAAUGCGGUUAUGCUUGCAUGCGGACAUAACUGAUGAAGAAUUGUGGAUGGCCAUCAUGAAGAUUACUUUUGUCUUUAAACAGUUGGACGCACAUUACAGCACUAAGUAG